CAACCUCCUUUUUUUUUGCAAAGAUUCCAGUUCUUGUUGCUUUAAUUUUUCUUUUCUGAGUUUUUCCUCUCUUUUUUUUUAAAUGAAAUGUGCUAAUUUCUAAUGGGUUCUUUCCGUAGUUUGAAUUGUUUCAACAUUGCAGGUGCCCUUUUUCUUACUGUUUUAAAAAUUUCUGUUUUUUUUUCUGUCUCCAUUUGAUCAAACCAAUGUUAUGUUUUGUUGUAGGUGAAUAAAAUUUAACCUUCCAAUGCUAUUCCGACUCAAACGAAACGAUGUUUAGUAAAAACGAAAAUAUGAAAAGAAAUGUUAAUAAUUUUUUACAAAAGAAAAGCUACAUAUGAAAGAUAACUGAUUAGUUAAAGGGGGAAAUCUGACAAUAACAAUGGCCAUUUUCCAGUGAUAUCAGUCACCAGAAAACAAAAUGGCGGCCAAUAUAACGUUAAACUGGCAUCUAUAUCUACAGUCGUGUUCAUUGAAAAGAAUAUGAUUCAAUGUUAUUUAUUUAAUUUGUGUUUAACUGGAGUUUAUCUUAUCAGUUUAAAGUUAGAUAAAAUUGAUGAUUUCUAAUAUGUUUGAUUUUGUAAUAACAGAAUCUCCACCGAAUACUAGUAGUGACGAGGAAAGGUAUUCCAGGCUCUCGAUUGCCAUCAUUGAAACUUUAACCAACAUUCUACGAGAUGUUAUAACAUCUCAAAUUUCUGCCAGCCAGAUGUAUCAAAAGUGUGUCCCAGUCUUAAAAUACUUCUCACCUAAACAGGAGACAAUUCUUACAAAGUUACAGUAUUCUAAUACAUACAAAUCGUUAGAUAUCACAUUAAUUUACAGACUAUUAAGACAGUUUUCGUUGAUAUCUCAACCAACAAAAGGAUGGGGAUACAUUCCAGACAUAGUAGAUAUUACAUUAGGAGACGAUAUUGAACGAAUACGAUGCUACAGAAAUCAAAUUGCUCAUCGAGUCGACACCAAUAUCGAUAAUAAUGAGUUUAAUGAUUACUUCGAUAAGUUUCGUAAUAUUGGUAAUAAAAUGGAUCUUUAUUUUGACCAAAAGACGGAUUAUGAAAGGAGAAUAAUUUGGCACAAAACGUGUAUCCUGGAUGCAGCAAUGCAGACAAAAUAUGAAAAUGCAAUGAAGGAGAUGGAACAUAUAAAACUGAGAUUCGUGAGAUUCGAAAAGAGACCAGUAAAAUUUUACUGGGGUGAAAGCUUUGAUGCGAGUUUGAAGAUCCUUAGAACAAUUAUAAAGGAUGAGAAUGCAGAAGGAAGGACGAAACUCCGUCUACAGAUCAUCUUCCAGAACGAUGAUGAAGUUGAGAAAACUGUUAAAAUCCUUAAUUCACUAAAAGAGGAAAUAAAUGAAGGCUUAUAUGGUAUAGAAUUUAUUGUUGCUGAAAAAGGCAGUGUAAUUUUGACUGUAGAUAUAUUGGCGGAAACGUUGGAAACAGAUGAAAAACUACACGCGACCCUGGCUUUAUUCGUAGAAAAAAUUUUGAAGCGCAUUACAACGUCCACUACAGAGAGUAUUGAUAUGGUAGUGUUACCUGUAGAAGAGAACACACAAUGGAAUAAACCAAAAGCCAUGGGAGAACAAGUUUACUUAAAAUUUGACAUAGAGGCCCAGUUACUUGAAACUGACGAACAAAUGGUAGAGCAAUUACGAAAAAUAUCUGACGCCAUUUUAAAGCAUUCAAACGGAAGCGGAGCAAAUCAUAAUAUUACUGCAACGCUCCUACCUAUCAAUCUUGAAGAUAUAACUACCACAGAAGAAAAUAUGGCCCAGGCUCAAAGACCUGCCAAAUGCACCGUUCCUGUUUCUGUCAACUUGCGUCAACAGUUAAAUAUCAAAAGUUAUAAAAAGUUCAGCAUUUUGAGCUGUAUCAAAAUAGGCAAUACAUUAGCGUUUCCCAACUAUAUUAAUGACUAUAUUAAUAACCAACUUAUUAUCUGUAGUUCAGACGGUACUAAUUUCCAUCACAUUCCUCUGCACUAUCAGCCAUGUUAUAUAACUGAGAUAAAAAGUAAUACUGUAGCAGUAUCCUGUACAGGUGACAGAGCCUUAUUGAUAAUAAAUAUAUCUACAGGUUAUGUUAGCAGUACAAUUAAUACCAAUGAUUACUGCUACGGAAUAUCAUAUUAUGAUAAUAACCUGUACGUUGUUAUUGAUCUGAGUAUAAUACAUGUGAUGGACCUGACAGGCAGAUUAAUACGUAAUAUAACUUUACCGUAUCCACAACAUUACAGUUGA
Messenger RNA from Mytilus californianus (California mussel), 2242 nucleotides. RefSeq lists its product as uncharacterized. The transcript is spliced from 5 exons. Bases 557 to 2242 code for a protein of 561 amino acids. Lineage: Eukaryota; Metazoa; Mollusca; Bivalvia; Mytilida; Mytilidae. The record is from RefSeq and is a predicted model, not a curated record.